Molecule: messenger RNA, 6699 nt
Organism: Armigeres subalbatus
Lineage: Eukaryota; Metazoa; Arthropoda; Insecta; Diptera; Culicidae
Exons: 9
Coding region: 2135-4306 (723 amino acids)
Source: RefSeq, a predicted model, not a curated record
UUUGUGUGUACGGUUUGGAGAGGACGGUUCAGUUAUAUUCGCAAAACAGUUCGGACUGCCGUGUCUUCGUGUCGUGCCGUGGUGAUAUGUGCGUACAGUUUUUCCCGGUUUUCUAUUAUUUUGGUGAGCUAGAAGUUUUGGUCGAAUUUGAUGGAUUGACGGCUUUCUAGACUGCGAACCGGCUGGCGAAAAUCUUUGUAGUGCAUGAGUGAAAAAAAAUCAGUUUUGUCGGCUAAAACGCCGGAUUGAUUGUGCAAAGUCUUCCCACACCCCCCAUUGUUGCUGGUGGAGUUGGUGAAGUGAACGUGAUUGAAGCUCACUGUGGGAGGAUUAUUUCCUCCAACAAGGAUCAGUGGAAGAAUCUGUAGAAUCGUAAAAAUUUUUCUCAACGGUUAGCGGAACAAUUUUUGCCUAAGACCGCCUAAAAGAAGAAACGCACCGGCGGCGCAAUAUUUGCCUUUGGACAAGGUUGUGCUGAAAUUGCGUCUCAAUUGAAUCCGAAGCCCUAUCGGAUUGGCGUAAUUUCCUGCUAAAUCAAUCUUUCCCCAAAACGGAGCGGGUGAGAGGAAAGAAAUUAUUCAGGUGUGAAUUUUCCGCAUAUUUGUUUACAUCAUCGUCGUCGGCGUCGCCAGUUUUCCAAUCACCGAAAGCGCAUUAGUAGUACCAACAACAGUGAAUGACGCUUCGAGCACAGUUAGUUGUGGUGGGUGGCUGAAGUGAACCAGCCAGUAGUGCCGAAACCCAUCUAGGGAGGGGGUCGCAAAGUGAUCGAAACUCUUAUGUUUCACGUGUUCGUGGUGAUGGAUUUGUGUUGAAGAAUUGCAAGCACAUAGUUACCAACCAGCUCUGCAACGUGAGAAGGAAACACCUUGCAAUCGGCAAACGAGCGAGCCGCGCCAGGUCGCGGGAAGGUGAGCCAACAGCAACCACCAGCGUGCACCGUGUUCUGUUGUUGGUUGAAUGAGCUCGCCGCAAGAAGAAGGUGUUUUGUGAAGUCUUGCAGGGUGCCUAAAUUUAGUUAUCCAUCGGGGUCCGGUGACGGUGCAAAAGUCACAGUUUCAUGAACAGCCGCGUGCUGGUUCGUUCUGUUGGAAGUUGUGUGAAAAUAUCCAUUUUUGUUUUAGCAGCAGCGGUAACGCGAAGAGAAGGGCGGAAGAAUUUUCAUCAAAACAACGCUGCUUGAAUUGCUUGGGAAAGUGUAAAAAGUGUGUGAGCUGAAGAAUAACAGAAGCCGCACGACCUCCCGCUGAAAGCGAAGCUGAGAACAGGGUGAAGAUUUUCAUUCAUGAUUUUUCUUGGCUCUGGUAAUUCGUGAAGGUAAUACGUUUCGAUUGUUUCGAACAUAGCGGAGCUAUUGCGACGUUCUGUGUGUGUGAUUCGGUUCAGUUUAGUUUUGUGGAGCUGCUGCCGCGAGAUUUGAUAAAUUAGUGUUUUCUCAAGGCGUGAUGUCAACUGAUUAUGGCUGUCCCAUUCGAGUUCGCAAACAAAAACAAUGAAGACCGACUGGCAUAGCGCAGCGCACCAGCGCUUCCUCCUCUGGUAAACGACGGACAGGCGACCACAAAUACCGGGGAUGACCUAAUCGGACGAAAGGAGAAUCAUCAAAAGCGUCUUCGCGUUCCCCCGUUGUUGUGUUGUGGGGUGCAGCAAGGUCAACUAAAUCAUCAAACCCGCUGCGAGGUGUUCGCUUGGGGCUACUCUCCCAUAUACAGAGCUAUCAGUUACUAGACCAUCAUCAGCAUCAAGCCGGGCGGCCUAGCAGUGAGAGAACAAGCGAACGCGACCGUGUGUGAUCUACGUCGCAGUUUUUUUUUGUGUGACGGGUAAAAGUGACCUAGUCGGCGCGCGAGUGAGAGAACCAACCGAAUCCCGCACGGCGGUCGUGCUGCUCGGGAAGAGUGAUUAGGUGAGAACUUUUCGGUUCGUCGAGAAGUUCGCCCGAGAAGAGCGUCCAAGAGAAGAGCGAACCGUGAUCUGAGUUUGUGCAUACUGCAAUUGGGGAGUGCAAUUGCGCGCAGUGUAGAAACUAGGCAAGUGCAUUCCCGCCGUGCAUCCCGGCUUCCUUCCUCCCACGGCCCACCUCGCCACAGUUGGCGAAAAAAAAACAAGGUAGGAAAGAGUUGCCCGAACCAAAAUGCUCUCCUAUAUGCUACCAGUUGAGGAAAAAUCGCCCUCAGUGACGGCGGCCAGUGCUGCUGCUGCGGCGCGGAAUCUUAGCUUGAAUCUGAACAACACCACUACCGGAGGCGGUGGUGGCCAUUCCGGACCGAAUCCACCCUCGGCGGUGCUGCAUUCGGGUGCUUCCGGUGGCAAGCCGUUGCAUAAGACCGGAGGAGCUGGUCGCCCGUCGCCCGGGACGACCAAGGUAAUCAAGUCGGCCAUCAAAACAAACCAUCGCUAUAAUCUGGUUCCGUCAUCGUCGUCGUCGGUGGAGGAGAACGGGAAGGUGAAGAAGUUCGCUGCGAAAUUGCAUCAGCAGCAGCACCAACAGCGCAACGGAGAAGAUAGUGUCGGGGGCAGUGCAAUCCAAAGCGGAAGUGUAGGGGGUGGUGAAGAAUACAGUGUUGAUGAGCACACGAGCCUGCUGGGCAGUGGCGGCGGCAGUGGCUCGAAGAGUGUCAAAAGUGAUAACAAUUUUAACAACCUGAUCCUGGUUAACGGGAACGGCAACGUCGGUAAUGGUUCCAAGCUUGUGAGUGUGUUGAAGAAUUCGUCAGCGCUGAAGAACGGUGGCAACGGUGGUGACCAUGGCAAUAGCGGCAACCACCACCAUCACCACAACGGUUACAGUGCAGUGAAUAGUUACGAAGAAGAUGAUGACGACGAUAACGACGAGUACGACGAAGCCGAAACAGAAGCAGAGUACGAUUUGGUUGCGGCGAAUAAUCGCAAGAAUAUUCACCACCAGCAACAGCAAACGAUCAACAACGGCAGCAAAAUGAGCACCAGUGUCAGUGAGUCGCGGAAUUUGAACGGAAUUAACGGCAACGGCGGUGGUGGCGGCCAACAGCAACAGCAGCAGCCACCGCAGCCGCAGUCCUCGGUGGAGACACCGAGCAGUGGCAUUAUUGUGGACACGAGCGACGCCGACUCCGAGCAGACCGCCACCAGCGGUUGCGGUGGGGAUGGGUCUAGCGUCGGAGGAGGCGGCGGUGGCAAGAAGGUCAAGAUGAACAAGCUCGGCGGCAGCAAGAAUGUGACACUCAAGAGGGUCUCAUUCGGUUCGUCCAAGGGCUCGAUGGUGGAAACGUUGGUCUUCGAGACCCCCACGCCGCUGCCCGAGCACGCCGAGCGGGAGUUCUUCCAUUCCCCAGCGGUCCUGGCGGGCGCUGGCACCACGGUCAACAGUGUCCACUAUCAUCAUCACCACCAUCUUCCGCACUAUCAUCAUCCCAUCCAUCACAGUCAGCAUCAGCAGCAACAGCAGCAGCAGCAGUCACAUCCCCCGUCGGAAGGCAGCCUCCCAGGGCUGGACGACAGCGGUAUCGAGCUGCAAGAAGAAGUUGAACGUUCCAAAGUGCGUGUGUCGUUUUUCCAGAGUAGUAAACCGCAAUCGAUAAGCCCCCCGGAGUCGCUCCUGUUCGGCGGCGCUGGCAGCUACAAUCUCAUCCACUUCGGCGGCCCCGGAAGUGGCGGUGGCGGCGGCGGAGGCUAUGAUAACAACAAUUCCCUGCUAGACGCGUCCUACAUCACCUCGGCGGCACUCAACCAGCAGUACGAUUCGCUGCUCGGGGGCGGUCAUCUGACGGCGGCACAGAUCCAGCAGCACUUCCCGGCGUACAAUCCGGACGAUCCAGCCGCAUCCGCCGCAGCCAUGGCCGCAGUGAUGGCCUACGACAGGCAGAUGAGUACCGAGUCAGGCUGGGAUAACCCGUUCCGGCCCGGUGGAGACCUUUCGCGGGAAGCGGACGAAAUAGUCAAUCUCAUCAAAGGUGGAAAACCAAUCACACCGACCGGUGAUCAGAAUCUUCUGAACGGUAGUGCACCAAAGGAUAGCCAUCCGGCGGAAAACGGUGGCAGCACAGUGGUGGACGGCGUUGCGACAAAGCUCGAUGCGGCGCAACUCCAGAGCCAGCCAAACGGAACGAAAUCUCCUCAGAAGGGUGGCCCGGCGGCGGACGGUACAGCCGUUUCGCCCCACAAGAACGGUUCCACGGGUCCGGUCCAGUCCAGUCAAGGGGCGGCCCCGCAAGCGACGACCACAACGCCCGUCAGCAACCAGGUGAUAGCGGGACCCCAGUCGGCGACCCACGUCGUCAUCGACGAGAAGAAGAAGAAAAAGUGCGCCUGCUGCGUAAUACAGUAAUUGCAACCGUUACGUACGUUAGCGCUGCGUUACGUUUUCAUGUGUGUGUGCGUAAAUUGUCCGUACAUGCACAGGGUUAAGAGCCGAGGGGGCGUUGUGUUUGUGUACGUACGGUUGGAUGUGUGUGCGUGUGAGUAUCCAUGGUGGUUUUUGUUAUUCGAUUGAGUGGUGAACAGGUGGUGUGGAAUCGGUUAAGUGUGUGAGUGAGAGACAUUGGAGGCAUUUUGCUUUCAUCGUUGUCAAAAUUAUUGUUUUGAUUAUUUGUUUUUGUAAGAGUUUUUAAUGACCAUAUUAAGUUGCAAAUAGUUUAGUUUUCUGCACAUUCUUACGCUAGGGACUGUAGUAAAUUAUGGAGCAUUGAAUUGUUUACUUUACAGUGAAACUAUCUAAAUUAUUUUAGUUUUUCGUUUUAGUGGCAAGCAGAAAUGCCACGAAUGACAGAAGUAAGUGUGUUGAGAGAAUGGAAACAAGCGGAAAGGAAACAAUAACGAUUAUGUAUCUCUGUAUAACUGUAAACCUAUGUAACAAUUUACUGUAAUUUAGGAGAAAUAAUGCUUCGAGGAAGAGUCUGUAUCGAUUACGGUCGAUGCAGCUUACCGAACUAUGUUUUAUAUAUAGGAUUUUAAAUUAACAGACUCAGUUUCAUAUUAUUAUUUAUAUAUUCCAAAAAAUGGAAUCAUACAAACAAUGGUAAUCUACUAUGAUUAGUGUUGGUUUAAGCAAUUUUAGGUUCGAAGUUUCGAAGGAAAGGAUUGAUAUUCUAAAGUGCUAGACAAAAUGGUGCGAAUCAUUAAAAGUCGUAAUGUUGCUCGUGUCAUUUGGAAGCUCGUUUGUUGAUCAACAAUGGAACGGAAAAUUAAAUUCUUAGUACAGCUUCCAAACACACACGAGCAAACUAAGCUGAUUCAUCUCAGUUGCGCUGUGGUGACAAAGUGCUUGAAUUGUAACGACGAUUAUUACAAAUGAAAGCUAAAUAAUGAAAAAUGGUCACGGCUUAACAUUUGCGAACAGUUAGGAUGACAACGUGGAAUAAGCUUUCUCAGACGUUGUUGUAAACCGUGUAUAUUAUUUCUUAGAUUAAAGAAAGCAAUGUAAACAAAGUCACUCAUUAGAGAACAGUAGAAUCCACCUCCUGUCUGUUGGAAUCGGAAGAACAAGAACACACGUCAUGUACUCAGUCGGCAAAGUAGGCUGCGUUGGCAACGGAGAAUAGUGUUUACUGUCACGCAGUAGGCGCUGGACAAAACAAAAGCAUUUUAGCAAACAUUACAUCGUAACUAAACAGAACCACGUGAUUGUUAGUUGAAACAUUAUAAAUAAGCAUCUGGAAAAUCUAAUGUUUAAAGUGUCGAAAUAGUUUAUCAAAAGUGAAAAAAAAUCAGCAUGCUUUAUGUGCUACAAGACGUGUAUUGUAAACAAUAUACAAUGCAAACAUCCUUGCAGAACGACAGUUUCACGCGCCUGCACGCCACAUCGCUAUCCCGUAAACCUUUGACAACAGAACCGUGUACCCAAACGAUAUCCAAUGGAAUCAACAAGUAAUAACAACACACUGCGAAACGGAAACAAAUGUGUUAUAAAGCAACAAAACAAAAAGUAAACCUUUUCAUUAAGAUUCAGUAAGAACAACUAACUACUCUUAAAUCGAACAUCAUUGACUAUUUAACGAUAAAAAAACAAUGGAAACUUGUGUACACUUUUUGCAUAACUCACAAAUACGCAAAACAAAGAAAUAAAAGUAUAAAACAUCUUUAAAUGGAUUGUAUGAGAAGUAAACUAAACAGAAAAUCCUAUUUAAGAACAAAUAAAGAAAAAAAAGAACUAUAAAAGGAUCAUAUUUACUUAGCAAAUGAAACAGAAAUUAAACAAAAGAAUUACACAAAAAACACGUAAGGAUGAAUAUUAAACGUAUAUAUUUUCGUACUAAAACAAAGCAAGGAAGCACUCGAAGCGAAAUCGGAAAACAACAACUGGCUCAGGAGUGUGGAACAAUAAAAAACAGAUGCGAGUAGCGAUACCAAUGCGACGCCGACGACCGGAUAUUGUCAAGUAGAAAUUGCGAUAAACAUUGCACUCAAGUAGAGAGACGCGAAACGCCAACCAACAAGGAUUCGGUAGGUUAACCCAGAGAGGAUAAUGGAAAGGAGUUUGUUUAGUGUUUUGAUUUGGGCGAUCGAAUGAUGUAUAGUUUCGUCGGACGAGUGGUUAGAUGGCGCAGGAUUCGGCGGCCCGCUGCCGAAUGAUUGCGCGGUGAAACAGAAGAACAGAACCUAAUCGGUUGAUGAGUGGAAGAAGCAGUGCAAGAGAUCGAUGAUGAAACAAACAACCAGAACCUAAUUAAAAACUGAUAUAAAGAAACCUGAAGGAAAUAAAAUUAAUUUAAAAAAAACCUA